This is a messenger RNA of Elaeis guineensis (African oil palm), 411 nucleotides long. The record is from RefSeq and is a predicted model, not a curated record. NCBI's taxonomy places the organism in Eukaryota, Viridiplantae, Streptophyta, Magnoliopsida, Arecales, Arecaceae.
AGGAGUUGAGAAAGGUUCAAAAGAACCAAAGCUAGAAAAGGUGGGGAAGAUAACCGUUGAGCAACUACGUGCAAUAGCAACGGAAAAGCUGCCAGACUUGAACUGUAAAAAUAUUGAAUCUGCCAUGAGAAUUGUAGCAGGUACUGCAGCUAACAUGGGCAUCGACAUCGAUCCUCCGGUACUUGAACCCAAGAAGAAAGUACUUCGAUAGCAAGUAUGUUUUCCAUUCAACUGUCAUAUGUUCUCAAUUGGAAUCUGUGGAUUGUGAUUUCCACUUAUGUAUUAGAGUCCCUACUCGGUCUGAACAAAUUUUUUGCCCCACUUGAUAUUCUUUUGGAACUCAUUUGUUGUAUAGAAGUUAAGCAGAAAUUCUAAUUAUUUGCCCAUGGGCAAAGGCUUUUGUUGAUAAAA